This is a messenger RNA of Argentina anserina (silverweed cinquefoil), 2577 nucleotides long. Its product is annotated as flocculation protein FLO11-like. The record is from RefSeq and is a predicted model, not a curated record. Gene Ontology annotation, biological process: regulation of asymmetric cell division. Lineage: Eukaryota; Viridiplantae; Streptophyta; Magnoliopsida; Rosales; Rosaceae. The transcript has 6 exons. Bases 533 to 2440 code for a protein of 635 amino acids.
ACUACUAUAAACUGCAGCAUUGUGUUCAAAGGUUUAUCCUUUUUUGUUUUUCCGGCGGUGGUGAUCGUCGGAAGUGAUGUGAUGUACCGGAAAGUGGUUGUGGGAUGAGAGCUGGGGACAGAUGAGGAGAGUAAAGGAGGGUUUUUUUUUUUUGAAUGAAUUGAAUCCAGCUUUUGGGGAUGAGGGCUUUUGUAUUUAAUGCUGAAACCAAUUCUAUUUAUUAGGCCAGAACAGAAGGCAGACCUUCCUGUUCUAACUCUCUUGUUUUUGACUGAUCUCUCUUUGGUUUCUUACCCCCAAGUUCAUCUGUCAUCAAACUCUGUUAAUUUUGGGGUGGGAUUCCCUUUGAUUGUUUUAAUAAAUCAGCUUUAAUUCAACUGCGGAAUGUUUGCUCCACCUUAAUUAGUUAGUUCUGAACUGAGGAAGAGGAAGCUGUUAUAUUUCUGAGGAUCAUCAGAUUAGAGGCCAAUUCUUGAAAAUAUCCUUGCAGUAGCUUUGAAGCUUUCAUCUGUACAAUUGCAUCUAUGUAAACAUGAAACUUGAGAGGGAACCGGUGUUUGGCCAAUUAAGUUUAACCCACAAGCCUGAUUUUAAGCCUUUUGAUCAUAAAGAGAUUACUCAGAAUUCUGGGGGAUUACAGUCAGGAAGUUGGAUUGGAAAGGAAAGUCAGAACAGGGUUUUGUUUGGUUUGAAGGACAAUGAGGAAGUUCCUGGUCAAAAUGAUGCAACUGACUUGACUGCAACAAAAUUUGAUUGCUCAAAAAGUGUGGAUGAUUUGAGUACCUGUGAUGAACGUGAAAUCAAAAGUUUUGUGCCUGAAAAUUUAGAAUCUUUAGAGAAGCAAUCAGAUUAUUAUAUGGACAAAAGUGUCACAGAUUACGACUUGCCGGAACAGAUAGUUUGUUAUAAGGAGAGUAGUUGCAAUACUAUCAAGGAUAUCUGCAUUGAUGAGGGAGUGCCUUCCCAAGAAAAAAACUGGUUUGAGACCAACGUGGAUGAGAAGGCAUUUUGCAAUUAUUUGUCACCUGAUGACGAUCAGAAAAAGCCAUUGGUUCAUCAGCAAAUGGACAUUAUUACGACCAUUCCUGACGAUUUCAAGUCUUCUGCACAAAAAGAUGAUGUAGAGAAGGAUUUAGUCAUGCCUUGUGAUGCCAAGGAUCUGAUGCAGAUACACAAGACAAUGUAUGAUGAUUCAGAAAAAAUUACAAUCGAUGGCCUACGUUCCCCAGAAAAUGAGUUGUCAAUGCAUGACUUGCAAACACAGAAUGUGAGCUCCAAGUCUUCUAGUAAGGCUAGCAGUGAAGCUGAACAAGACACUGUUCAGAUAUUGAAUGAUAAGGAAAGUGAAAUAGCACAAACUCACAGCAGUGCUUUGGAUUCAGCAACAGAAGAAUUUCAUGAAAUUGAGAAUGGAGCCUAUGGUCAUGUUGAUGAGUCAUCUGACAGUAAUAAAGUGGAUAAUAACAUCAUUACUGUUGGUUUGGACCGUUCAGCACCUGUAUCGAUUAGUAGAUUCCCAAACCUGGAUCCUAUCUCUUCCACUGAACGAUCAAACUGUCUUGUUGAUGAGUUGUCCAACAAUGUUAAAGCAGACAGAGGAAGCAGCAUUUGUGGCUCAAACUGUUCAGAAAUUACCAGAGAUGCCUGUCCCCAUAACGGGUUCAGCGAACAUCUUGAUACUCAAUAUAUGGCUGAAGUUGAUAGUAGUGACAUAUGUGAAACAAAAGUAAUAUCAAGCCAAGUUCAGCCUUGUUCAAUACCUGUGACUAUUUCCAGAGAGGAUCUUCCUGAAGAUGGCGCGUGUCAACGUCCUGAAACUUCAAAAACGUCCAUGGUUGAUGAGGGCAUUUCUAAUUCAGAGAUUGUUUCUAGCCAAGUUCAACAUUCUGUAGUCCCUUCAACUAUUGCCGGAGACGAAUGUCCUAAAGAUGAGAAUUAUACAGCACAGGAUGUUCCAGUCCAAGCUCAAUGUGAGCUGGGAGAGUCUAGUUUCUCUGCAGGAGUUCCUUUCGGGACUCUAAUAAAUUUGAAGGAACCAGUACCUUCUUCUGAUACACACAAUGCUUCGGGUGAAGUGCAACAUGAUCAAGGGGAGUCAAGUUUCUCUGCAGUUGGUAACUCGUUGAGUCUAAUAAAUAGUUCGGGACCAAUACCAUAUUCUGAUUCAGAAAGAUUCCUUGUUCAACGUGAUCUGGGAGAUUCGAGUUUUGCUGCAACAGGUCAUGUCUCAAGUCUUAUAAACAAUUCGGGACCGAUACUUUAUUCUGGCAGUAUCUCCCUUCGAUCAGAUAGCAGCGCAACCAGCACCCGCUCAUUUGCGUUCCCUGUUAUGCAUCCGCAUGAACCAUUCAGCAGUCCAGUGAGAAUGGCAAAAGCUGACCGGAGGCUUUUGCGUAAACAUAGGGGUUGGAAGCAGGGUAUUUUCUGCUGUAGGUUCUGAAUAUAUGCAGCCUAAAUAUAUUUAUCGUCGAUACAUACAUCAUGCGCUCUGUCUUGGGAUGUAAUUUGCAGUAGGACUGUAGGAGUUCAUGCGUGCACUCUAAGGAGUGAGCAGUAUCUUAUAAUUUUUUUUUCAUU